Hirsutella rhossiliensis is the source of this 1047-nucleotide messenger RNA. Its product is annotated as putative sin3 binding protein. The coding region runs from base 1 to 1047 and encodes 348 amino acids. Gene Ontology annotation, cellular component: nucleus. The transcript has a single exon. Gene Ontology annotation, molecular function: sequence-specific DNA binding. Lineage: Eukaryota; Fungi; Ascomycota; Sordariomycetes; Hypocreales; Ophiocordycipitaceae. Gene Ontology annotation, biological process: positive regulation of transcription from RNA polymerase II promoter by glucose. The record is from RefSeq and is a predicted model, not a curated record.
AUGGCUUCCCUGGCAUCGGCUGCUCGUGACAUCCCCAAGGCCGCCUCCUCGAACCGAGACAACUUAGCUGUUGUAGCGGAUCGGAGCGACUCGGCGACUGUGGCGCAUUCUCAUACCCUCCCGACUCCCCCAAACUCGAUAUCCCCGGCUUUGCCUGCCCACGGCCUCAAGGCUCAGCUCCAAAAGGCUAAUCUCGAUCCCGUCGACUCCGACUUGGACCUCCACGACAAUGCCUCGCCCCGUAGCAGGUUAUCGUCCCCCGCCGCCCACGAGGCCUCGGGCGCCAUCACUAGCGCCAUGCUCGCCAAGUACCACCUUCCGGACAUCUUACUCAACCACGGUCCUCUGGCCAUCAGGCACAUCAUGGGCUACCUGACGACGUCGGUUCCGGGCUUUUCCGGCAUUCCGCCCACAAAGGCGCGCAGAGUCGUGGUCGGGGCUUUGGAGGGGCGAGGCGGAGGCGAGAGAGGGGGGUUGCACGGGGACGUGGACUUUGAGAAGGUGGGAUGGGGUCGCUGGAACGCUCGUCGCGACCGUCGACGCACUCCGCCGGCCUCAUCCGGUGCGGCCAUUCCCAUCUCCAGGAUUGGCACGCGAAGCCAGGAGAGAGCCCGGGCAAACGUCUCCGGGUCCGUCGGGGAAGAGUCGGUUCAUUUCUCCCACGACGAUCAAGACAUUCACUUGUUGGAGACGGAGGCCGACAAGAUGUCCAUGGACGGUUCCGCCUCGGCCUCGUGCUCGGAGGCUCCCGACGACGACGUUGCCAUGAACGACGAUCCCGAGGAUGCCACCGACGACGAGGACUGGGCGGCCAUGGGUGCCGCGGCUCUCAGGGCCGAGUCGUACCCCAACAUGGCUGUUGCCCAGUCUAGCGCCAAUCUUCGACCCGACUUUCUUCCCGGGGGGCUGCGUUCCUUUUCCGCGACCUCCGGCAUGGCGCGUCCGCCGCUCCAGCCGGCGAACCUUGACCUGGUGGCUCUGGCGGCCGCGUCUGAUGCCCAGGAGCGCGAGGCUGUCGAAGCUCUUCUACGACUCGGAUCUGUAUAG